Fragaria vesca subsp. vesca is the source of this 2896-nucleotide messenger RNA. RefSeq names its product auxin efflux carrier component 3-like. Gene Ontology annotation, molecular function: auxin efflux transmembrane transporter activity. Gene Ontology annotation, biological process: auxin export across the plasma membrane; auxin polar transport. Gene Ontology annotation, cellular component: plasma membrane; endoplasmic reticulum. NCBI's taxonomy places the organism in Eukaryota, Viridiplantae, Streptophyta, Magnoliopsida, Rosales, Rosaceae. The transcript has 6 exons. The record is from RefSeq and is a predicted model, not a curated record. The coding region runs from base 351 to 2339 and encodes 662 amino acids.
CUCUCACACACUCUGUGACUCUGUGUUUCGCUUUUCUCUCUCUCUCACAUCAGCCAUAUCAGAACCAGCAGAGACACUCUCAGAGACAGAGAGAGAACUAUAGAGCAGCAGCUAGCUAGCAACUGCUCUCAAGAAUACGUAUAUAUAUCUGUAUCUUCCCCCCAGAGUUCGUUAUCUAACCGCUUUUCCCUCCCCUACCAGUUUUGCCCUUCCCCUCUCCUCUAAUUCGCAACCUAAUGCCAUCCCCACUCCACCACCAGAUCUGAAGCAACCUGAGAAUCCCCACAGCCACCGCAUAAAACCUUUUCACUUCAGUUUUAUCCACACAGUACGUAACAAAUAACUUAAAAAUGAUAUCCUGGAAUGACCUCUACAAGGUCUUGACGGCGGUGGUGCCUCUCUACGUGGCCAUGAUCUUAGCCUACGGCUCCGUCCGGUGGUGGAAGAUCUUCUCCACUGACCAAUGCUCCGGCAUCAACCGCUUCGUCGCAAUCUUCGCCGUUCCUCUUCUCUCCUUCCACUUCAUCUCCACCAACGACCCUUACACCAUGAACUUCCGCUUCAUAGCCGCCGAUACGCUCCAGAAGAUCAUCAUGCUCUUUGCGCUGGCUCUUUGGACCAACUUCACCCGCAACGGAAGCUUAGAAUGGAUGAUCACAAUUUUCUCGCUCUCGACGCUUCCCAAUACUUUAGUCAUGGGAAUCCCACUGCUUAUCGCCAUGUACGGCCACCAAAUCCCGGAGGCCGGCAGCCUGAUGGUCCAGGUCGUCGUGCUCCAGUGCAUCAUUUGGUACACACUCCUGCUCUUCCUCUUCGAGUACCGCGGCGCAAAGUUGCUUAUCAUGGAGCAGUUUCCAGAGACCGCCGCCUCCAUCGUCUCCUUCAAAGUCGACUCCGACGUCAUGUCCCUUGACGGCCGGGACUUUCUCGAGACCGACGCCGAGAUCGGCGACGACGGCAAGCUCCACGUGAAGGUGAGGAAGUCCAACGCGUCGAGACGGUCUCUCUCGGCAAUGACGCCUCGACCGUCGAACCUCACCGGAGCCGAGAUUUACAGUCUCAGCUCUUCCCGGAACCCAACUCCCCGUGGCUCGAAUUUUAAUCCUUCCGAUUUUUACUCCAUGAUGGGAGUUCAGGGGUUCAAUACCCGCCACUCCAACUUUGGCGCCGGCGACAUGUACUCGGUUCAGUCCUCUAGAGGCCCGACUCCGAGACCUUCCAAUUUCGAAGAGAAUUGUGCUCCAAUAAUGGCGCAAACUGUUACUUCUCCCCGGUUCGGGUUUUACCCGGCGCAGACUGUCCCGUCGUCGUACCCGGCUCCGAAUCCGGAAUUCUCCGCUCCGGUCACUAAAACCGCCGCUAAAACUAACCAACAGCCACUCCAACCGCAACCGCCGCCGCAGCAGGUUAACUCCAACUCAAGCAAAGCAAACCACGACGCGAAAGAGCUCCACAUGUUUGUUUGGAGCUCCAGCAAUUCCCCUGUUUCCGAAGCCGGAGGGCUCCACGUUUUCGGGGGACCUGACUUCGCCGCGUCGGAGCAAUCCGGGCGGUCAGAUCAGGGCGCCAAGGAGAUCAGGAUGUUGGUUGCUGAUCACCCCCAGAAUGGAGAAACCAAAGUGGCAGUUACGGACAAUGACGGCGAACACCACCACCAUCAGGCGGUAGCAGAAGCCUUUAAAUUCGCCGGAAAAGCUGAUCAGGGAGAGGAAGAUAGAGAAAAGGAGGGGCCAAUGGGAUUUAAUAAGCUGGGGUCAAGCUCCACUGCCGAGCUACACCCAAAAGGUGUAGGAGUUGGUGCUGAUCAUCACGAGUCUAGCGGAGGGAAACAAAUGCCGCCUGCGAGCGUGAUGACCCGUCUGAUCUUGAUCAUGGUUUGGCGGAAGCUUAUCCGCAACCCCAACACAUACUCCAGCCUCAUCGGUCUCAUUUGGUCACUCGUCUCUUUCCGGUGGCACGUGGCUAUGCCGAGCAUUAUAAAGGGGUCGAUCUCCAUACUGUCCGAUGCCGGCCUUGGAAUGGCUAUGUUCAGCUUAGGUCUCUUUAUGGCACUUCAACCUAAGAUAAUAGCAUGUGGAAACUCGGUGGCCGGGUUUGCAAUGGCCGUGAGAUUCCUCACCGGCCCGGCUGUGAUGGCUGCAGCCUCCAUUGCUGUUGGGCUACGAGGCACCCUCCUCCACUUAGCAAUUGUCCAGGCUGCACUUCCUCAAGGAAUCGUUCCCUUUGUCUUUGCCAAAGAGUACAAUGUUCAUCCAGCCAUUCUCAGCACUGGGGUAAUAUUCGGAAUGCUGAUAGCAUUACCGAUUACGCUAGUGUACUAUAUCGUUCUCGGAUUGUAAAACGUUGUUGUCAAGGUUUCGGAAGCAGAUCGAGAAUAGCUAGACAGACAGAAAGGAAUGUGAAUUUGCAUGCAUGAUCAAGUCAAGGUCGACCAAUUUGGUUGCUUCCCUCUAUAAAUAGAGGCUACACGCAUGAGGAUUUUCCGGCAGAGAGAAGAUAUCCAAGUUUUUUUUGGGAGCUUAGAUUUUGACUUGGAGGAAAUGACAUCCUUGUUAUAAGGAUCAUGCUUCCCAUUACAGGCCAAAGUUUGUCUCUAAUUUUCCCCAGUUUGAUGAAAGGUUGGCAACGUAAGCCCGAGCGUGUUAGCUAAUUAAUCCUGAGAGAGGAAUACAAGGAAGAUCCAUAUUUAUAAUUAGCGAACAUUUUCACAUUCACUUCGUUUCGUCACGCCUCUAGUUUAUAAGAAGUGACGAAAUCAGUCCAUGAAUAUAUGGAAGAAAAGAAGAAUAGGAAAUAGAUGGUGCUGCAUGCAUUUGAGUCAUGAUUGUAUAUUUUGUUACUUAAAAGUUUCUAGUGUAUUAUUGUAGCUGCUUUGGUCCUUAGUGUUGGGUUUUGA